AACCUUGUCAUGUUAGGGCUUGACAGCCAAGUCAAGGCUGUCACCAACAAAAGGGAAGAAAAGAAGAAAAUAUUCGACUCGAAAUUGUGGACAAUGUUCUUGAGUUCGAGUGGUAGAUAAUCUACGCAUAAUCAAACUUCUCCCAGAUGCAAAUGGAACAUCCAAAGCCGCACGCAAUUGUGAUCCCCUACCCUUAUCAAGGGCACGUUACUCCCAUGAUCAAUCUGGCAAUCAGACUUGCUUCAAGAGGCUUCACAAUCACUUUUGUCCAAACUGAGUUCAUUCAUCAGUUCAUGUGCAAAGCCCAGAAUCUGCCUGCUGCUAGUUUCGAUUUAUUUGCCGAGGCACGGAAAUCUGACCUCGACAUACGUUACACGACCAUCUCCGACGGGUUUCCCCUGGACUUCGACAGGGAUCUCAACUUCAACGAGUAUUGGGAGUCUAUGUUUCGGGAUUUUCCUGAUCGUGUUGAUGAAAUUGUGGUGAAGACAAUGGAAGCUGAUGUAUUGCCAGAGACGCCUCCUUUUCUCCUGGUUGCUGAUACUUUCUACACAUGGCCAGCAACCAUAGCCAAGAAACACAACAUGGUGAAUGUCUCCUUCUGGACAGAACCUGCUAUCGUGUUCUCACUGAACUAUCACUUGGAGCUUCUCAGACAAAACGGCUUCUCAGACAAAACACAACAUGGAAAUGCUGAAAAUUACAUAAACUAUAUUCCGGGCAUCCAAUCCAUUAGCACUAGGGACUUGAUGACGUAUCUCCAAGAUCCAGAAGCUAUACCAAUGUUGAUUAAGAUUGUUGAGAAGGGAUUUGAGCAGGUGAAAAAAGCAGACUUUAUCUUAUGUAACACAGUGGAGGAGUUAGAAUUGGAAACUCUUUCAGCCCUGAAUCAGAAGCAUCCAACUUAUGCUAUCGGUCCAAUUAACUUCUACACUGAUCUCACCAAAACAAGCAUAGCCAAGAGCCUUUGGUCCGAGUCUGACUGCACCCAGUGGCUCAAUUCUAAGCCUUCUGGCUCGGUUUUGUACGUUUCGUUUGGCAGCAUUGCAGAGAGUAACAAAGAGGAGAUCGGAGAGUUAGCUCAUGGGCUUCUCAUAAGUGAAGUAUAUUUUGUUUGGGUGCUCCGGCCUGAUAUUAUUGGAGGGCAGGAAAGUGAUGUUUUGCCGGAGGGUUUUAAGGAUGUUAUAAAAAAUAAAGGGCUGAUUGUUCCAUGGUGCAAUCAGAAUAUGGUCCUUUCCAGCCCGGCAACGGGUGGGUUCUUGACGCAUUGUGGUUGGAACUCGAUAUUAGAAAGUAUAUGGUAUGGUGUACCGAUGAUUUGUUAUCCAUUUCUUGUCGACCAACCUACAAACAGGAAGUUAGUGGUUGAUGAUUGGAAGAUUGGAGUCGACCUUUGUGAGGGAGAACAAGUUCGGAGGGAGGAAGUUGCUAAUCAAAUUGAUAUCUUGAUGAAGGGUGAAAAUUCUGUCCAAAUGAAGCAAAAGAUCCAGAAAGUCAGCAAGAAAUUGCACGAUUCCAUGGAUGCUGAGGGCUCAUCAUGCACAAACUUUGAUCGGUUUGUAGUGGAUUUGAAGGCUAAAUUUUGUACGAGAAGCUCAUGAUUUUAGUCCUUCAAUUUGCUUGCGAGUUGCCUGAAUUCUGGACUUUCAAUAAUAGUAUGCGGUUCAGUUCCUUUUUGGACA
This is a messenger RNA of Sesamum indicum (sesame), 1682 nucleotides long. Its product is annotated as UDP-glycosyltransferase 86A1. Lineage: Eukaryota; Viridiplantae; Streptophyta; Magnoliopsida; Lamiales; Pedaliaceae. The record is from RefSeq and is a predicted model, not a curated record. Gene Ontology annotation, molecular function: quercetin 7-O-glucosyltransferase activity; quercetin 3-O-glucosyltransferase activity.